AUGAUGAAUUACCAAAAGUACUAUCCGACCCCUUCAACAUACCCUCCGCACACGAUAUCGAUACAGCCUGCCGACCCUCGUAUCGCUCCGCCCCUCCCUCCUGCUCAACCUCCUCCUCCUGUUGUUGUUGGUCCGCCUCCACGUCCUACUGCUACUACAGCAGCUCCUUCACCUCAACAACCACCUGCGCCGCCUCUGUCAGCUCCCUCGUAUUCGCACAGACCACUGCGACCAACCUACGAUCAGCUUGAACAGCAACAGCCAGCACGACACGAGAUGCCUCGAUCAGCUCCUCCUCCGCCGGCUGGCUACAGUUACCCUCCGCCCGAUGGACCCCCGAGCCGCGUUCUACAUCCCGCGGAUAGUGUUUAUGCGCCAUAUCGAAGAGGGGAGCAUGGGUACCGUGUCUCACAAGCGAACCACGGUUCGCGGAAAAAGCCUCAUCAAGAUGAAAGGGGCCAGGGUGACUCUAAAUCGCAUCGGCGUACGCUGAGCGAUCGGGAGCGUCGCGCUGUUGUUGUUCCUCAAGAAAGUGAGUCAAGAAAUCUUCUAUAG
Molecule: messenger RNA, 555 nt
Organism: Aspergillus calidoustus
Lineage: Eukaryota; Fungi; Ascomycota; Eurotiomycetes; Eurotiales; Aspergillaceae
Source: the annotation of a GenBank genome assembly